This is a messenger RNA of Lathyrus oleraceus (garden pea), 1407 nucleotides long. RefSeq names its product F-box/FBD/LRR-repeat protein At5g56420. The record is from RefSeq and is a predicted model, not a curated record. The transcript is spliced from 6 exons. Gene Ontology annotation, molecular function: protein binding. The coding region runs from base 1 to 1407 and encodes 468 amino acids. Lineage: Eukaryota; Viridiplantae; Streptophyta; Magnoliopsida; Fabales; Fabaceae.
AUGGCAGAUAGAAUCAGUGAGUUUCACGAUUCAAUUCUUUGUCACAUUCUUUCUUUUCUUCCAACCAAACAUGCUGCAACCACAAGCAUCCUCUCUAAGAGAUGGAAAUCACUAUGGCUCUCAGUCCUCACUCUCGAAUUCGACUGCAAAUCCUUCGAAGACAUGACCUGCCAUGGAUAUUCUGUACACAAAUUGAUGCUCUUACGAAAAAUUGAACUUCCAAUCCUUUCGUUUCGUUUCAAUUGCAACUACUGGUGUCCAAUUCAAAUCCAACGUGAUGUUACUCUAUUUGUUUCCUAUGUAAUGAAUCGAGGAAUAGAGAAUCUUAACAUUCACAAUGACAUGAAAUUACCAUCUAGUAUUCUUAGUUGCAAGACCCUUAAGAUUCUUAAGUUGAAAGGAAUAAUAGUGAAUGGUUUUUCUCAUCAAUUGGAAUUUCCUGUUCUUAAAAUUCUUCAUUUAAAGAGAAUGAGUUUCGAACGGCAUGAAUUGGUUGUUAAACUUCUGUCUGGUUGUAAAAUACUUGAGGAGCUGCAAACCAAAUUUUUGUAUAUACUUAAGGAUUCAUUUAUUCCAGAGAAAGAGUUUGACGGCUUAUUACCUAGUUUAAUCAAAGCAAGUAUUUCUUUUGAAGAUUACAUUAUUCCUGUUAAUUUGGUUCGUAAUGUGGAGAAUCUAUAUAUGGAACAGGAACAAUUGAUAUGUUGUACUAAACUUCCCAUGUUUCAUAAUCUGACACAUGUGAAACUUAAACUUUUCUUUAAUAUGUGGGGUUGGUUGCAACAAAUGCUUGAACAAUGCCACAAACUUCAAAGUUUAAUCGUAAAGGGUUGUGAACAUCAAGACGAGAUAAAGGACCAAAGUUGGAAGGAUCCACCAACUGUUCCAAACUGUCUUUCAUUGCACCUGAGAACAUGUUGUCUUGCAUAUUGUAGAGGCACCGAAUCUGAGCUCCAAUUUGCAAAAUAUAUUUUGCAAAAUUCAAAAAUACUAAAGACUAUGAAAAUUAAGUAUAAUUACAAUGUAGAUAUGAAAGUAAAAGACCAAAUAAAAAUGGAAUUAUCUUCAUCCGCAAAGGGCUCUACAAUGUGUGAAGUUGUUAGUUAUAACCGAAGCAUCAAUGAAAUGCUAACAUUUUUGUGCUGGAAAGACAUUUAUGGCAUUAGAACGGUGUUCAAUUCGGAUGUUAAUUGGUUCAAUGAAUCCGUUUGUGGGAAAAUCGGAGAUGGCAAUGUUAUGUGUUUCUGGCAGCAGUCUUGGAUCGCUAGCAGCUAUAAGCUGAUUUCUGCGUUCAAUGAGGAGGUUUCCCCUGAGGACACAUUGGUUCUUAGUGGUUUGGCGGAUAUUUGGAGAUCGAAGGCGCCGAGUAAAAUUAAUUUUUUUUUGUUGGAGACGAUUGUUGAAUAG